AGUGGGCGGAGUCUCAGAGGAAGGUGUACUGAAGUGUCACUGCGGCGGAGAAAGGCUUGGGACAGAUAAACAACCACAGCAGCGUUACUAUCUUUAGUUUAGUCUUCGCUGGCCUCUGGUUUAGGUCUAAUUAAAGCGGCAGGCCAGGUCGGCGGUGAGGAGGAGGACUCCUCCAGCGAGGUCAGAGUCCUGUUUACGUAGCCGCAGCAGCAUGGAAGCGCUUCCAGGAUAAAAAAAAAACAACAACAAAGUGGAUCCUGAUGUCUGUGAGCGGUUUCCUGCCGCUGUUGCUGGCCUUGUUGCCGAGCGGCCAGCUGCUCGCCUCGGACUCCGGGAACUUCAGCACCCAGCCUGGUGUUGGACCAGCCGGACCGAUGCCUUUAGCCGUGAUGCCUGAAAACAGCAACGACCAGUGUGACCUCGUGAUGAACUACAGCGGUGCGGAGCGAUGCGCGUUUGUGAAGAGGACGCCGGACUGCAACAUGGUGGACGGCUUAAUCAGCUACCUGACCCUGGCCUUCUGCCUGCUGCCUCCCAGCCUCACUCCUCUCACCAUCACCCUCUGUAUGAUAUGGCUGCUCGUCUUGUUCGUCAUCCUUGGACUUGCUGCCUCAAAGUUUUUUUGCCCCAACCUGUCGGCCAUCUCCUCCACGCUCCACCUCUCUCACAACGUGGCUGGUGUGACGUUCCUCGCUUUGGGUAACGGCGCUCCGGACAUCUUUAGUGCCAUGGCAGCGAUCUCCCAUCCACACACUGCUGGGAUGGCCGUCGGAGCUUUGUUUGGUGCUGGCAUCUUUGUUACCACAGUGGUUGCAGGAUGUGUGGCGCUGGUCAAACCCUUUCCCGUGGCGUCCCGGCCGUUUCUGCGGGACGUCAUCUUCUACAUGGUUGCCGUGUUUUGGACCUUUCUCAUCCUCUACAGAGGCACUACAACCCUGGGAGAAAUGCUGGGAUACCUGGGCCUCUAUGUGGUUUAUGUUCUGACUGUGAUCAUCAGUACAUACAUCUACAAUCGGCAAAAGAAUUUGGUCACAAACGGUGUCCCAAACCUCCCACACAUUCCAGCAGAGUUUAACUCAUCGGACUCCUCUGAUGAGGACGUCCCCCACUCGACGGGCCAGACGAUCCAGCAGGAGUACGAGUCCGAGUACAGGCCACUUCUGCCUUAUUCCGAGUCCACAAGCGAGAUCCUGCUGAGCUCUCUGAAUCCGGUGGACAGCAGGAAGUGGAGGAGGAAAUCGUGGUCCUGGAGAGCUCUUAAAGUAGUAGAGACUCCUCUGGAGGUGCUGCUGCUGCUCUGCGUCCCUGUGGUGGACCCGGACAAAGAAGACAAAAACUGGAGGAGACCCUUAAACUCCAUCCAUCUGAUCACCGCUCCGCUGCUGUGCGUUCUGGUCUUCCAGUCGGGAGCAUAUGGCGACGUCAUGAUCCAGGGGGAGUUUCCCAUCUGGCUGCUGACUCUCCUGCUGGGAAUGUUCUUGGCUGCUAUAGUUUUCUGCACCACCACCAAUGAUCAUCCUCCCAAAUAUCACCCACUGUUUGCACUCCUGGGCUUCGUGGUGAGCGCGGUGUUGAUCAGCGCCGCCGCCUCAGAGGUGGUCAGUCUUCUGCACAUGCUCGGUGUGGUGUUGAGUCUCAGCAACACUGUGCUGGGCCUGACUCUUCUGGCCUGGGGCAACAGCAUCGGAGACUGUUUUUCUGACAUCACCAUCGCUCGGCAGGGCUACCCACGCAUGGCCAUUGCUGCUUGCUUCGGAGGCAUCAUUUUCAACAUGCUGUUUGGGGUAGGCUUGGGAUGCCUGCUGCAGAUGUAUAACACACACUCUUUUGUGCAGUUUGAGUCGGAGGGCUUGUUGACGUGGAUCCUUGCGGGAUCGCUGGGCCUGUCCCUGGUGCUGUCCUUCAUCAUCGUUCCGCUCAGCCGGUUCCACCUGGGCCGGCCCUACGGCGUCUUCCUCCUCGUCUUCUACUCCGUGUUUCUCCUCAUCGCGCUUCUCACAGAGUUCGGAGAGAUCCACACCUGAGACCCAAACGGAGGGCGCCGACCGAUGCCGUCAUCUGCUGCUUGGAAUGAUGUUGCGUAAAGCAGUAAUGUACUUUGUUGCACUUGCUUGAUCGCCAGACUCUCCUGUGUUUAGUCAGUGAAACCAAGUGGCUAAAGAGACAAAGUGCUCGGGGCGGACUGAAACCAAUCACACCGUGCCUCUUGUUUUUCCUUUUGUCUCUGGAGCUUGUUUUAAUUUAAAAAUAUUUUUAAAUAUUCUGUGAAUCAACUUA
Fundulus heteroclitus (mummichog) is the source of this 2277-nucleotide messenger RNA. RefSeq names its product solute carrier family 8 member B1 (gene slc8b1). Gene Ontology annotation, biological process: calcium export from the mitochondrion; intracellular calcium ion homeostasis. The transcript is spliced from 15 exons. Gene Ontology annotation, cellular component: membrane. The coding region runs from base 261 to 2024 and encodes 587 amino acids. The record is from RefSeq and is a predicted model, not a curated record. Gene Ontology annotation, molecular function: calcium:sodium antiporter activity. Lineage: Eukaryota; Metazoa; Chordata; Actinopteri; Cyprinodontiformes; Fundulidae.